UUUAGAUGCUCUUAUUUGUGACAUCAAGACUGAUAUUGAGGUGGCCAAGCACUCAUUAAAGCGUAAGGCCUAUGACGAUCUUCGUUCUGAUGAGCUUUUCACAAAGAAGCAAUAGAUAGACUAUAUAGAGUAUAUUUUUUAGUAAUUUUUGUAUAUCCGUUCAACAUGUUCAUUAAAAUAGAAAGAAAUGUUUUUUUUCACUGUAAUUUCGGGAAAACAUGUACCGAUAACCGUUUCCCAUAUCACAAGAGCAAAAAAAAAAAAAAAAAAAAAAAAGCACGCCGGCUAUUUUAACUGUUUGAAACUCACCGAGAUCUAUAUAAAGCAACAGAAAGUUUUUCUUUUUUUUUUGCUCUUUCUUGCUCUUUGCAUAAAAUACGCUAAAAAAAAUGUGGCAAUCGGUAAAGAAAUCAGUCGGCUUAUCAUCUCCCGAAGAAUAUAUACAGCCACGUUUAUCAAUUGGCAAUGCGGUUUCGGAUCAAGAGUUCUCAACAGGACACUUUAAAGUACAAGUGGAUGCUCAAGCAUUAGCUUUGACCGUUAAAAAUGGACACGGACGUACUAUUUGGAAAUCUCUACAAAACAUGCCCUUCUUAUCCUCUUCAGUCGGCAAAGAUAUCGUAAUGAAUGGUGAUAAUGGUGUGUUUAGAGUGACCGAAACAGACGAGAAAUUCACUCGAAUUCAAACAAUUACUAAAAUCGAGCGAGAAAAUGAUUCUACAGUCAAGAUUUACGGUGGCCUUGGUCCAAAGUUGGUGUUACCUACUCACAUGGAUUACAUUUUCACUUUUACAGAAGUUUCACACCGUCAAUUACAAUUCUCGGUAGAAAUUGUCGGAAGAGAUCCAUCAAUGGAUGCUUACACUCGUUUGUUCUUGACCUACGAAAGCAGACCUGAAGAACACUUUUAUGGUUUUGGCGAACAAUUCUCAUACGCAUCGCUCAAGGGACAAAAGGUUCCGAUUCUUGUCAGAGAGCAAGGUGCUGGAAGAGGCGCACCUGCAGUAACCUCACUUAAGGAUUCGGCCCUCAGUGUGUUUGGUACAUUAGGCCCAACAGAUCUUUUUGCUACAUAUGCCUCGAUUCCUCAGUAUAUUUCAAGUGAUAUUCGUUGCUUGUUUAUGGAGAACUCCGAAUACAUGAGUUUUGAUCUUACCGCACCAGACCGUGUGACAAUUCGCCUGGAAUCAGACGUAAUGAGAGGUCGUAUCUUGGAUGGAAAGACAAUGCUAGACCUGUUGACAGAAUAUACGUCCUAUGCAGGUCGAAUGCUUCCUUUACCGGAUUGGGUUUCAGAUGGUGUAAUUGCAGGUAUUCAAGGAGGAAGAGACAAGACAAGACAAACAGUGCAAAAACUACGUCAGUACAAUGUACCACUCUCUGCGGUAUUUAUUCAAGAUUGGACCGGUCAAAGAUUACAGGAUGGUGGUCGCGGUGUACAGUAUACCCGUCAAUGGUGGAACUGGGAGAGCGACGAUGAACUUUAUCCCGAUUGGGACAAUUUUGUACAAGAGUUAUCUAAUGAUAAAGCUGGCACUGUUCGUGUUUUAUCAUAUGUGAACCCUCUUUUAGCCAACGCUAAUUCAAAGUCGCGUAUUAAAAGAAAUCUGUUUCCCGAGGCUCAGGAUAAGGGCUAUUUAGUCAAAAGUACCCAAUCAAGUUCUUCUGAUCAUAAUGCCCUUUCAAUUAAGUUUGGUCAAGAUUUAGAAGCCGGUCUCUUGGAUCUGACAAACCCUGAAGCAUGUACCUGGUUUAAAGAAAUCUUGAAAGACCAAGUAUGGAAAUCCGGGGUAUCGGGCAUGAUGGUCGAUUUUGGUGAACAUUUACCCUCCGAUUCCAAUAAAGUCGCGUUACACUCGGGCGAAGCAGCUGCUACCUAUCACAAUCAUUACCCAGAGGAAUGGGCUAAGUUACACCGUGAAGUGAUUACUGAGCUUGGUAAAGAAAACGAGGCUCUUUGUUUCUUCAGAUCUGGUUAUACUCAUUCACCAGGACGUAUGAACUUAUUUUGGGCUGGUGAUCAAAAUGUCACUUGGGAUCAGCAUCAUGGUAUCAAGAGUGCUGUAAUUGGUAUGCUCUCAGGCGGUUUUUCUGGGUUUUCAGUCACGCAUUGUGAUGCUGGUGGAUAUAAUUCAGUGACAAGCAGCCUUCCUGGUUUUAAAAUGGUUCGAACAAAGGAGUUGCUUUUCAGAUGGAUGGAACUUGCUGCACUGACUGCCGCUUAUAGAACAACCGAAGGUCUUAUCCCUUCUGCAAAUGCACAAUUUUACGAUAAUGAAGAUUCAUACGAACAUUUUGCACAUACUGCCAAACUGUUUACACUCAUCAAAGAUUACCGUAAAACAGUGCUGAAGGAAGCCUACGAAAAGGGCUGGCCUCUUUUACGUCACCCAGUACUCUAUUAUCCCAACGACAAGAUUGCUCGUGAAUUGACAUAUCAGCAGUUCAUGAUCGGCAGUUCAAUGAUGGUUGCACCUGUACUUACACCUUCUGCCAGUUAUGUCAAAGUUUAUUUCCCUGCAGAUGCUCAAAAUGUAACCUGGCGUCAUAUCUGGACUGGUAAAUAUUAUCCUGGUGAUGGUACUUAUAAACCUAUCGACGCACCUGUCGGUCAGCCUGCUAUAUUCAUCAAAGAACCCAGAGGUGACGAUGGCCUUCUCAAUAACCUAUUAGACUACGCUACGACGUAUUAUCAACGCAAGACUCGUCCC
Mucor mucedo is the source of this 2711-nucleotide messenger RNA. Its product is annotated as glycosyl hydrolases family 31-domain-containing protein. Gene Ontology annotation, molecular function: carbohydrate binding; hydrolase activity, hydrolyzing O-glycosyl compounds. The transcript has 8 exons. Gene Ontology annotation, biological process: carbohydrate metabolic process. The annotation marks the transcript as partial. The record is from RefSeq and is a predicted model, not a curated record. NCBI's taxonomy places the organism in Eukaryota, Fungi, Mucoromycota, Mucoromycetes, Mucorales, Mucoraceae.